Bombus terrestris (buff-tailed bumblebee) is the source of this 5775-nucleotide messenger RNA. RefSeq lists its product as uncharacterized. Gene Ontology annotation, cellular component: nucleus. The transcript is spliced from 3 exons. The coding region runs from base 2403 to 4355 and encodes 650 amino acids. Gene Ontology annotation, molecular function: sequence-specific double-stranded DNA binding; DNA-binding transcription factor activity, RNA polymerase II-specific. Gene Ontology annotation, biological process: neuron projection morphogenesis; central nervous system development; spinal cord motor neuron cell fate specification. NCBI's taxonomy places the organism in Eukaryota, Metazoa, Arthropoda, Insecta, Hymenoptera, Apidae. The record is from RefSeq and is a predicted model, not a curated record.
CCCUCGGACUUUCCUCCCCUCCUUCUAGUUUUUAUAAGUAUACCAGAAAUCAAAAUCAAUGCCUCGAUAAGGGAACGAUAUUUGAGAGGGCUUAGAUACGUUGAACUAAACGCGGUUAAAAACGAAUAGAUUUUUUAUCAGCAGGAUAAGCAAAUGCGUUGUAGGACCCACGUAAAAUAUCGCGGGACAACCGAUAACAGACCGAUUACUUGAAAACUGGGUGUGAUACCUAUUAGGCGGCUAUUAGCUGCUCGAUAAGGCGACAGAUAUCACACCGAUAUUUCCUUGGAAAGAGUCACGAAUUUUAUACGAUCGAACGAAACGUAGAUGGGUUUGAACACCGGCGGAACUUUCAUUUAUCGUUCACUCUAUCGACUCGACUCGAUCAACUUUUCCCAAAUUCCAAACGAUUAAAAUCGUUGGUACCCGUCGUGUUUCUCGCUCGUGGCCCUCGCGCGUAAACGCGUCGUUGGUACUUUCGCGUUCUUAGCAAACGUUAUCCAAUUAUUUUUAGAUUAUCUUAUUCUAUAUACGCGUAUAUACGAAUGUAACGAAAAUCGAGAGAUCGUUCAUCCAGCUCCGUUUUCUCUCGACCGAUCACGUAGCAGCAACUGCACGUAUCGGUUAUUCUUGGCGUAUUCCGUGCUCGUCGUUGUUGGAUCGAACGAAAAUCUCGUUUCAUAAGAGAGAAUUCACUCUCCGCCUCUUCUUGCUCUCGUUUCCCAUCUUCCUCUCCUGCAGUCCUCUCGCCGCCGCUUCCAGUACCGCCUUUUUCUCUUACUCCGUCUCUCGUCACUCGCACUCGCAAUUCUAUUUCUCCCUACUAUUCGUAACUUUGCCUCUUAUUUCCAAGCCCGGUUCUUCCUUGCCCGCGUGUCCUCGCGUACUUUCGUGAGAGAUGGAUCGAACGACAUACAGAUCUUGCCGCUUCAUACGUCUGCUUCAGCGUGCAACUCUACCCUCUUUAAUUAAAGCGCAGAGAUGGCUCGAAAUCCGAUUUCCGGAUUCGCGAAACUCGACGUUUUCUUCGGCUCUCGAAACUAUUAGGAUCCAAAGUCUUUUCCCUUUUCUCUAUCUGUCGUUCGAACGAAACACCCGUUUCGUCUAGACAGGGGAAAAUCGGCGAGAAGGAACACUUUCAGUAGCUGAAAUUCGUUACGACGAACGUUGUUCGUAGGAUGAAUCGUUGCGUCUGUUUUGUUGCCACGUAACCGACUACGCUACCGCUACGAUCGAGCGGAAUCCUAUCGGACAAUUAAAAAACGAGCGUAAAGUCUGAGCACGAGGCGAAUACGAAUUCGCGCGUCAUCGAGAUUGCCUCGUGAGUGGUUCGAAUUAUCGUUCAGUCGGGUCUCGAACGAGAAGAAUUUCGACAACUCGGCUACCAGAUGGAACGUUUUACCUAAAGAGGGCAGAACUGGAUGCUGGUUUCGCGCUGGAAAUGCGACGCCCGGGGAUUCAGGCUGCGAAUGCCCGAGCCUGGAAGCUGGCCGGUAUUCGCAGUGGCUUGGCGAUGUCUGCGUCGAACGCUCGCGAAUGGAGAAUCGUCGUGGGUGCGAGCGAUCGCGAAUCGAGGAACUCGCAGCGAAGAAUUAGAAAUCACGAGUCGGCAGGAACUCGGAGAACUCCGAUACUCGACAUCCGAGGUUAGAGAACCGAUGACAGAGAUAGAGAAACAGAUGGCGAAGCAGAGGGGAACAAAGGGGAUGGUGUAGGCGUGGCAGAACCGCGAGCUUUGCCGCGAUAGGCGUGGCAGAAUCGACUGACCGCGGAUACGCAGUAGCAGAGGGGAGCGAUUUUCCCGUUACGGACACGCGGUUCCUCGCGACGUCACUUUGUGGUGCGGCGUCGAGCUAAUCGCUCGUAUCGCCGGUCGAAAUCAAAACCGGUCGUUGAUUCGUUUGUCACUGAAAAACGCACGCGUUUCGCGUCGGUGAACGAUCGGUGAUCGGUGGUCGUACCGUUUGCGUUUCGUUUCGAGGACGAUAACCCGGAAGACGGACAGAGUCGCGUAACGUGAUCGCACAUCGCGCGCAACAUCCGCGAUUUCGUAUUAAAGGGUGAGGUUGGUUGAAUUGGCCGGUCGGUCGGUCGGUUGUGCGGUCGUUCGAUCGAUCGAUCGAGUCCCGUACGCCGAUCAGAAGUCGAUCGGCCACAGCGAUCGACCAUCGAUCGAUUACCGUUCCAGUUGAAUCGGUUGGACUUGACAUAUUUCUAUCCACGCUCGAGAACAUUUAUUCGCGUAUGAUCGAGUCUCGCGGAAAGAAAACGCGGUCGAAAUUGCAAGUGGUAGACGAUCGAUCGAAAAGUAGUGUUCGCGAAGGGACCCGCUACCGAUACCAAGUAUGUACUAACCGAUCGAUUUGAGGAAUUUUCCACGCUCGCUAAACCACGAACCAGGUAUGCAUUACAACGCCCAAGGGAUCACGGAGGACUCGUACCUGCGACAGAGGCAACAGGAACAUCAACAGCAACGACAACAACAGACGGGUCAACAUACCGGCUACUCCGUACGGCAGAAGGUCCGCGAUCGUUCGUGUUCACCGAGAUCGGAUGAAGCGCGGUCGCCCGGUUCCGAGGUGAGAGGAGAGACUGCUAUCGGAUCUCCGGAAAACAUACGCUUCGUGGAAAACGGCUCUCCUUCGGAGCUCGGUGAGGAAUCGCGAAUGUCGAGGUAUCGCGAAGAGAACGAGUCGAAGAGACCUUCCUUCUCGAAGCAGGAGAACGAGUCGGCGGCGAGUUUCUUCCGAGACCCGGAAGACACCGGUGUAAAGUGUUUCACCGAGGAAAUGGUAUCGGCGGUGGCGAGUCACUACAGAGAGUCGAAUAACUCGCCGGGAAGAAUCUCGCCGCAGGAAUACGCGGUUCACUCGACCGACAGACGUCACAGUUCCUUUGGGAAAACGUCGUUCUGCAUCGACGCGUUGCUCGGUCGGGCAACCGGGAAACCGGAGAGCUUGGAUCACGAACGAUCCGAUAGAUCGAACCAAAGAUCGCUGUUCGCAACGCGAAAUUCUGUCAUCGACGCGAACCCCUGUUUGACGAACUCGUUGGUUCGUGGCCACGAUCGAGAAUCCUCUUGCACUCUAGGAGGUGUGAGCGGAGCCGCUGGAACCGGCAUCGUUACCGGUACUAACCUCGGUACUCGCGCUUGCACCGGUGCAGGCGAAACCGAAACUGCGAGCGCAGUUGGAAUCGGAGUUGCGGUCGGCGUUGGUAAUGGGACUGCGCUUAUCGGCGCUGCUAGAACGGACGAGCAAAGAACAUCUUCUUCCCUCGGAGGCCUUUUGCAUCCGUUCGACAGAACCGUCGUCCAACACGGACUCGCUUCGCCGUCGAACUUACAAGUUAUUCGCGAUCCAAGUGACAGACAAGAUAUUCGUGACCGAUCCGUACGCGACGCUCAUUUGUCCGGUAUUCGCGUGGAAUCGGUGGAAGAAACGACGAAAACGCCUUUCAAAGGGGAAAACGCUGGCAUCGGUAACGGAGGAUUUCGAGUGGAUCGGUUGGAAAAUAUCGAGGACGACGGUUCGAUCGAGGUUGAUCCUACGAGAACAGGAAGCGCCAGCUCCGGAAGCAACGCGAGCCAUAGUCCCAUCUCCAGCCCUCCGAUUUCCCCUGGAUCGGAGGAACCCAGUGGCAACGCUAUCCCUGGUAAUCCGAAUUUACCGAGUGGCCAUUAUAGCGCGCUCGGUAGCAACGCGGGAGUAGCACGACAAAAUCAAGCGCUUCUCUUACAUCCAAGUGGUCCCCUCAUACAUCCCGGAGGAUUAUAUUAUCAUCCUGCCGGUGGUAGCGCGUUUCAUUCGAUACACAAGGAAGGUCAACCCGUCGGACAUUCGCAGAGUGCCGGUGCUCAUCCUCAGCAGCAUCACAUCCAUCCACUCCAACUCGAGUGGUUGGCCAGGACUGGAAUGUUGUAUCCGAGGUUACCCGCCGAUUUAGCUGGUUGCGCGGCCCAGCAUGCCCUCCUUGGAAAAACGAGAAGGCCGAGAACCGCUUUCACGUCGCAACAGCUACUCGAAUUGGAAAAACAAUUUAGACAGAACAAGUACCUUAGCAGACCGAAGAGAUUCGAAGUGGCCACUUCGUUAAUGCUCACGGAAACACAGGUGAAAAUCUGGUUUCAAAAUCGACGAAUGAAAUGGAAAAGGAGUAAAAAGGCACAACAGGAGGCGCGGGCGAAUAAUAAGGUCGAGGACGGAGGAAACGUGAGAAGCAGCGAGAGGGAAACCGGCGGUGAUCCGAAUCCAAAUUCGCCGAGUCCGCAGGAGGAUAGCAAAGGUACUCUACAAGAAACGCAGAGGAACGCGACCGAACUUCAGGAGCCGCUUUAUCGACCUUACGUGGUAUAAAACUCUGACCAAAAUGAUCGACCCAGUGGUGCGCCAAAUGUGAACCAACCGAUGUAAGUUGCUGCUUGGCGUCAUUUUGUCGAUUAAAUCUCUUGUUGAUACCUUUGAUACUUGGUGUGAUAUGUUCGAUCGUUUCUCGAGUGAAUUUUUAAUACUACGCAAUAACAACAACAACAACAACAUCGUUAGUCGAUCGGAAAACGGAGAGAUGUACGUGCAAAAAGGAUUCAAUGGCAAAGCGAUCGAUUAGAUUUCACAAACAAAUCGCAAAUAGAGUCGCGUGCAUGUAUGAUGUAAGUAUCGACUUAUACUGUACGCAUGCUGGUGUAACAUGGCAAAACUCGUAUGUAAAUAUAGGGAACAAUACGAUGGAUAAUACACGCAUAUACGCACACACGCAUAAAUACACAGCGGCUGGUAGCUAUAGAAGUAUCUUCAAAUUUUCAAUUCCUACAGGAGGUACGAGGUACAAAGUGAUUCUUACGCGAACCUCUCAGAAAUCACACCGAUACGAUUCCGCCUUCUUUAAUUAACUUUCUAAUUUCAUUUCUCAUUUCAAUUCUGAAGAAUCAAUUAAGUUCAUAAGUUCCAUAGGUUUAUUUGCAACUGGCAUACGUUAUCGCGUAAAAGCGUAUCGCGAGAAAAUUACACGAAUAACGAUAGAUUGUGAGGUAAACUUAAAAAAUAUCGUUUGACAACAUCGUCGCUUACCUCUCGAUUUAUCAAGUUCAUUCGUGUGACUUCUGAGUGACUAACGCGUAACGCGAUAGAGAUAAAAAUUGAAAAUCUCUGGGCGGUUUCGUAAAGUGGAUUUAAAAAACGGUGUUCGUAACAUCAUCGUCGCUUACUUCUCAGAUUUAUCAAGUUCAUUGAUGCGACAUUCUCAGUGACUAAUACAUAACACUGUAGAUAAAAAUUGAAAGUUUCUGGAUGGUUUUGUAGUUAUGAGACGCAGUGUACACAAGUUCGAGCCCAUGUCAGACCGGUGCAUGCGCACGAUUGCUGUUAUCAGCAGCGAUAUGCCUAGAAAAUUAAUCGAAUCCUCUUUACGGUGUUCCCCCGAGUCGUUUUGAAAUGUUUACAUAACGAAGGCUCGUAUCAAAGGGAAGAAAAGAAAAUAUGGCUUAUAUUAAUGAGUAUAAAGUGGGAGGAAUUAUAUAUAUACGCGACGAUUCGCAGCAAUAGUUGUAUAAAACCAUCGAUUAGAACGCAACGGCUAAGCGCCUUGUGAAAAGAUUGAACAUUCUUGACUGUAACUCUUCUCCAACUGUUGCUCUAGAUCUACAUGAAUUGAAAACACGUAUCUAUUUAUGAUAAAUUACAUAAUUGUAAAUAAUAUUCGUAUACGUCUAGGGUAGAAAGUGCGAUGCGAAGGAAAACGUCAUAUUAUGUCGCAACAAGUUCCUAAAAUAAAUCACAA